Molecule: messenger RNA, 6546 nt
Organism: Knipowitschia caucasica
Lineage: Eukaryota; Metazoa; Chordata; Actinopteri; Gobiiformes; Gobiidae
Source: the annotation of a GenBank genome assembly
AUGGACUGCUCCAAAGCGGCGUGUCCGGUGCUCUGUAGUGGAAACGGGCAGUACGACAAGGGCUCGUGCGUGUGCUACAGCGGCUGGAAGGGCCCCGAAUGCGAUGUCCCCGUCACUCAGUGCAUAGAUCCGCUGUGCAGUGGCCACGGGACGUGCACGGACGGGAAUUGCGUCUGCUCCAUCGGGUACAAGGGAAGCAGCUGUGCAGAGGCAGUGGAUUGCUUGGACCCCACUUGCUCCAACAAUGGUAUCUGUGUGAAUGGGGAGUGUCACUGUAAGCCAGGCUGGGGAGGUCUCCACUGCGAGCUGCCCAGAGCCCAGUGCCCGGACCAGUGCCACGGACAUGGAGCCUUCAUCCCGGACACCGGCCUGUGUAGCUGCGACCCCAACUGGAUGGGCCCCGACUGCUCCAUGGAGGUGUGCUCGGUGGACUGCGGCACCCACGGCGUGUGCAUGGGAGGGGCUUGCCGCUGCGAGGAGGGAUGGACCGGAGCGGGCUGCGACCAGCGCGUGUGCAACCCCCUCUGCAUCAAACAUGGCACCUGCAAAGACGGGAAGUGCCAGUGCCACCAGGGCUGGAACGGAGAGCACUGCACCAUUGACCAUGGGAGCAUGGUUGACAAAGCAGAUGGAUGUCCCAACCUGUGCAACGGAAAUGGGCAGUGCACCAUGGGGCAGCAGAGUUGGCACUGCGAAUGCCAGACGGGGUGGAGAGGUCCGGGCUGCAGCGUGGCCAUGGAGACAUCCUGUGCAGACAACAAGGACAACGAAGGAGAUGGACUCACCGACUGCAUGGACCCAGACUGCUGCAUCCAGAGCCCCUGUCAGAACAGCCCCCUGUGUCGAGGCUCCAGGGACCCCCUCCUGGUGAUCCAGCAGAGCCCUGUGUUCCUGCCCCGCGUCCGCUCCUUCUACGACCGCGUCAAGAUGCUGGUGGGGCGAGACAGCACGCACGUCAUACCCGGAGAGAAUCCAUUCAACUCCAGUUUGGCAUCGCUGAUCCGUGGCCAGGUGCUGACCACAGACGGGACCCCUCUGGUUGGUGUGAACGUGUCUUUUGUCAACUAUCCUCAAUACGGAUACACUCUCACGCGCCAGGAUGGAAUGUUCGACCUGCUUGCUAACGGCGGAGCAUCGCUAACGCUACGGUUCGAGCGGGCCCCUUUCCUGAGCCAGGAGUGCACCGUGUGGCUGCCCUGGAGCCAGUUUUACGCCUUGGAGACGCUGAUGCUGAAGACGGAGGAGAACACCAUCCCGGGCUGCGACCUGAGCGGAUUUGUGCGGCCGGAUCCUCUGGUCAUCACGUCGCCUCUGUCCUCCUUCUUUAGCUCCAAACCCGGAGAGAAGCCCAUCGUUCCAGAGACGCAGGUGCUGCAUGAGCAAAUCGAGGUUCCCGGUACAACACUGAAGCUGUGCUACCUCAGCUCUCGCACUCAGGGGUACCGCUCCCUGCUCAAAGUGACCAUGACCCCCGCCGUGGUGCCCAUGGGCCUGCUCAAAGUUCACUUGAUGGUGGCAGUGGAGGGACACUUGUUCCAAAAGUGGUUCCAUGCCUCUCCCAACCUGGCCUACACAUACAUCUGGGACAAGACUGACGCGUAUGGGCAGAGGGUGUACGGCCUUUCUGAGUCUGUGGUGUCUGUGGGCUAUGAGUACGAGUCGUGUGCCAGCCUGGUCCUGUGGGAGAAGAGAAUCGCUCUGCUGCAGGGCUUCGAGUUGGACCCUACCAACCUGGGCGGCUGGUCUCUGGACAAGCACCACAUCCUCAACACCCGCAGUGGAAUCCUCCACAAGGGGAGCGGAGAGAACGUGUUCGUGACUGAGCAGCCCCCUGUGAUCAUCAGUGUGAUGGGCAAUGGCCGCCGCCGCAGCAUCUCCUGUCCCAGCUGCAAUGGACUCGCGGACGGGAACAAACUGUUGGCCCCGGUUGCCUUGGCGAUGGGCACAGAUGGGAGUCUGUAUGUGGGAGACCUCAACUUUGUGAGAAGGGUUUAUCCGUCCAUGAACACCACAGGCAUCCUGGAGCUCAGGAACAAGGAUUUCCGGCACAGUAACAACCCCACACAUAAGUACUUCAUGGCGGUGGACCCUGUAUCCGGGGCGCUGUUCAUUUCGGACACAAACUCGCGGCGGAUCUACCGUGUGCGGUCGCUAGCCGGUGGGCGUCUGCUGUCGGACAACGCAGAGGUGGUGGCCGGCACCGGGGAGCAGUGCCUGCCCUUCGACGAACGCUGCGGAGACGGAGGGAAGGCCACGGAAGCGACGCUCAUGAGCCCCAAGGGCAUCGCGGUGGAUAAAAACGGCUUGAUGUACUUUGUCGACGCCACCAUGAUCCGAAAAGUGGACCAGAACGGCAUCAUCUCCACGCUGCUUGGGGCCAAUGAUUUGACUUCGGUGCGGCCGCUGAGCUGUGACACCAGCAUGGACGUCAGCCAGGUUCGCCUCGAGUGGCCCACGGACUUGGCAGUGAACCCUAUGGACAACUCCCUCUAUGUGCUGGAAAACAAUGUGAUCCUACGCAUCACUGAGAACCACCAGGUGAGCAUCAUCGCCGGGCGCCCCAUGCAUUGCCAGGUCCCGGGUAUCGACUACAGCCUCAGUAAAUUGGCGAUCCACGCUGCUUUGGAGAGCGCCACAGCCAUCGCAUUGUCUCACACUGGCAUCCUCUACAUCGCCGAGACGGACGAAAAGAAAAUCAAUCGCGUUCGACAGGUGAGCACUAACGGAGAGAUCUCGCUGCUGGCCGGAGCCGCCUCUGACUGCGACUGCAAGAACGACGUCAACUGCAACUGUUUCUACGGAGACGAGGGUUACGCCCCGGACGCCGGCCUGAACUCCCCCACGUCUCUGGCCGUGUCCCCCGACGGCAGCCUCUUCAUCGCCGACCUCAACAACAUUCGCAUCAGGGCCGUGAAAGCCAACAGACCCGGCCCGGCGGUGUCCAGCGUGGGGUUCGGGGGCAUCGCUCAGUACGAAGUGGCGUCGCCGAGAGAGCAGGAGCUGUAUGUCUUCAACGGAGAAGGUCAACACAUACAGACGGUCAGCUUAGUAACCGGCGAGCCUCUGUAUAACUUUACCUACGGCCCGGACGGGGAGCUCAGCAUGCUUUCCGACAACUGCAACAACUCGGUGAAAGUCAGGAGAGACGGGGCGGGGCAAGGCGGAGGGGCCGGCCUGCUCAGACUGGUCCUGCUCCCCGAAAACCAAGUGGUGACCCUGGGAUUGGACCCGACUGGGGGGCUAAGGAGCGUGUCGGCCCUGGGUCAGGAGGUGGCUCUGAUGGGCUACAGCGGAAACACAGGGCUUCUAGCUACAAAAGCAGACGAGACCGGGUGGACCACUUUUCACCAGUACGACAGCGAGGGCCGCCUGACCAACGUGACAUACCCCACGGGGAUGGUCACCAGUCUGCACCGCGAGAUCGAACGCUCCAUAAACAUCGACAUUGAGAGCUCCAGCCGGGACGACGACGUCACGGUCAUCACCAACCUGUCGUCUGUGGAGGCCUCCUACACUGUGGUACAAGACCAAGUAAGGAACAGCUAUCAGCUCUGCAACAACGGCACCUUGCGGGUCAUGUACGCCAACGGGAUGGGCAUCAGCUUCCACACGGAGCCCCAUAUUCUCGCCGGCUCGGUCAGUCCAACCAUUGGGCGCCGCAACAUCACCCUGCCCACCGACAACGGCCUCAACUCCAUCGAGUGGCGGCUGCGGAAAGAGCAGACCAAAGGCAAGGUGACGGUGUUCGGCAGGAAGCUCAGGGCUCACGGCCGUAACCUCCUCUCCAUCGACUUUGACCGCAACACCCGCACGGAGAAGAUUUACGACGACCAUCGAAAGUUCACGCUGCGCAUCAUGUACGACGCGCAGGGCCGGCCCGCCAUGUGGCUCCCCAGCAGCAGCCUGGCCGUGGUCAACGUGUCCUACUCCAGCACGGGGCACCUGGUGGGUCUGCAGAGGGGCAGCAUGAGCGAGAGGACCGAGUUCGACACCCAGGCGCGCAUCCUCUCACGCGCUUUUGUGGACGGGAAGAUCUGGAGCUACAGUUACCUGGACAAGUCCAUGGUGCUGCUGCUCCAGAGCCAGCGUCAGUACGUGUUUGAGUUCGACUCGGCGGGCCGGGUCACCGCGGUAACCAUGCCCAGCGUGGCACGUCACACCAUGUUCACCCACGUCUCCGUCGGCUACAUCCGCAACACCUACAACCCGCCGGAGAGCAACGCUUCUAUCAUCCACGACUUCUGCGAGGACGGGAGACCCCAGGCCGUGCAGUACCUGGGCACGGGCAGACGAGUCCUCUACAAGUACGGCAAACUCUCCAAGCUGUCCGAGAUCGUCUACGACAGCACGGUGGUCACUUUCGGCUAUGACGAAACGGCAGGCGUGCUCAAGAUGGUCAACCUGCAGAGCGGCGGCUUCUCCUGCACCAUACGCUACCGCAAGAUGGGGCCGCUGAUAGAUAAGCAGAUCUAUCGGUUCAGCGAGGAGGGGAUGGUGAACGCCCGCUUUGACUACACCUACCACGACAACAGCUUCAGAAUCGCCAGCAUGAAGCCAGUCAUCAGCGAGACGCCGCUGCCCGUCGAUCUCUACAGAUACGACGAAAUCUCUGGCAAGGUGGAGCACUUUGGGAAAUUCGGGGUAAUCUACUACGACAUCAACCAGAUCAUCACCACGGCUGUCAUGACUUUGAGCAAACACUUUGACACCCACGGGCGCAUCAAGGAGGUGCAGUACGAGAUCUUCCGCUCGCUCAUGUACUGGAUGACGGUCCAGUACGACAGUAUGGGACGUGUGGUGAAGAGGGAGCUGAAGAUUGGCCCCUACGCCAACACCACGCAGUACAAGUACGACUACGACGGAGACGGCCAGCUCAGCGGAGUCAAGGUGAACGACUGGUCGACGUGGCGCUACAGCUACGACUUGAACGGGAACCUCCACUUACUGAAUCCCGGAAACACGGCCCGCAUCUUGCCCCUGCGCUACGACCUCCGCGACCGCAUCACGCGCCUGGGGGACGUUCAGUACAAAGUGGAUGAGGACGGUUACCUGAGCCAGCGCGGGUCUGACGUGUUCGACUAUAACUCCAAAGGCCAGCUGCUGAGGGCCUAUAACAGGGGUCCGGGGGGCUGGAGCGUGGUCUAUCACUACGACGGCCUCGGACGAAGGGUGUCCACGCGGAACAGCAUGGGACAGCACCUGCAGUUCUUCUACGCCGACCUCAACCAUCCCACCAGGGUCACCCACAUAUUCAACCACUCCAGCUCAGACAUCUCGUCGCUCUACUAUGAUCUGCAGGGCCACCUCUUUGCAAUGGAGGUGAGCAGCGGAGAGGAGUAUUACAUCGCUUCAGACAACACUGGCACUCCGCUGGCCGUCUUCAGCAGCAACGGUCAAAUGAUCAAACAGGUGCAGUACACAGCCUACGGGGAGGUCUACCUGGACUCUAACCCGGAGUUCCAGCUCGUGGUGGGCUUCCAUGGGGGCCUCUACGACCCCCUGACCAAACUAGUUCACUUCACCCAGAGAGAUUAUGACGUAUUGGCCGGACGCUGGACCUCUCCUGACUACAGCAUCUGGCCCAAGAUUGGCAAAGACCCCUCCCCAUUCAACCUGUACAUGUUCAAGAACAACAACCCACUCAGCGACAUGUUGGACGUCAAGAACUAUGUCACAGAUGUGAAGAGCUGGCUCGUCAUGUUUGGUUUCCAGCUCAGUAACAUAAUCCCCGGAUUCCCUCGACACACGCUCUACUUUGUGGAGCCGCCGUUUGAACUGCUGGCAACGCAGCACUGCGAGAACGGACAGCUGAUCACAGGCGUGCAGCAGGCGGCCGAGCGCCACAACCAGGCCUUCAUGGCGUUGGAAGGUCGUCUUCUGAACAAGGAGCGACGGCGCAGGAAAGACAAGCCUGGACACUGGUUCGGCACCAGCACCCCCAUCAUUGGCAGAGGGGUGAUGCUGGCCCUGAAGGAGGACCGGGUGGUGGCUGCGGUCUCCUCCCUGGCCUCUGAGGACAGCAGGAAAAUCGCACUGGUCCUGAACGGGGCCCAGUAUCUGGACGGGACGCACUACACCCAGGACGGGAAAGAUUGUCAUUAUUUCGUGAAGGUGGGCUCUGCUGACAGCGACUUGUUGGCUUUGGGGUUGACUAAUGGGCGCAAGUCUCUGGAGAGCGGCGUGAAUGUGACCGUGAGCGGGCGGUCGAGGAGAGGCGUGACAGUGGAGUUUGCAGCGCCCUCUCUGGUCCUUAGUGUGCGUUACGGUUUAGCUGUGGACGUGGUGGAUGAGGAGAAGGUGAGACUCUUGGAGCUGGCCCGGCAGAGGGCGCUGGCUGGGGCCUGGGCCAAAGAGCAGCAGAGAGCACGGGACGGGAAAGGGGGCAGCCGGCUGUGGACGGAGGGUGAGAGGCAGCAGCUGCUCUCGGCAGGGAAAGUGCAGGGCUAUGAGGGCUACUACGUCCUGCCUGUGGAGCAGUACCCUGAGCUGGCCGACAGCAGCAACAACAUCCAGUUCCUCCGACAGAACGAGAUGGGCCGCAGGUAA